Engraulis encrasicolus (European anchovy) is the source of this 2419-nucleotide messenger RNA. RefSeq names its product guanine nucleotide binding protein (G protein), alpha activating activity polypeptide O, a (gene gnao1a). The transcript is spliced from 8 exons. Gene Ontology annotation, cellular component: heterotrimeric G-protein complex. The record is from RefSeq and is a predicted model, not a curated record. Lineage: Eukaryota; Metazoa; Chordata; Actinopteri; Clupeiformes; Engraulidae. Gene Ontology annotation, molecular function: GTP binding; G protein-coupled serotonin receptor binding; mu-type opioid receptor binding. The coding region runs from base 379 to 1443 and encodes 354 amino acids. Gene Ontology annotation, biological process: G protein-coupled dopamine receptor signaling pathway; adenylate cyclase-modulating G protein-coupled receptor signaling pathway.
GUUCGAGCCUCCAUUGUGAGCAAGCUGAACGAUGCGAGCGCUCCUAGCCACCGUCGCCGCCCAAUAGACACCCGCAACCAGAGGAGUUUUGAGCUUCGUACCCCGAGAGAGGGACCCAAAGGAAGGAGCCGAGGAGACGACAAGGAAAGGCUUUUGUUUCCAAUCGAGAAUAUCACGUCGCCGCCCGGGUUUUUAAUGCUUUAGCAAGACGCCAUAGGUGAGAGAGCGAGAGAGAGAGAGAGAGAGAGAGAGAGAGAGAGAGCGAGAGAGAGAGAGAGACUGGAGAGGGAUAGGGAAGAUAUAGAGAGGUAAAAAGGGAUUGCCGGUUUUGCACCUCGCCCGAUUUGGAGUAAAAGAAGAGCCGAGGUUUGUCUAGCCAUGGGAUGUACACUGAGCGCAGAGGAGAGAGCAGCUUUGGACCGGAGCAAACAAAUCGAGAGAAACCUCAAAGAAGAUGGAAUCACUGCCGCGAAAGACGUCAAAUUACUUCUGCUAGGGGCCGGGGAAUCCGGCAAAAGCACCAUCGUCAAACAGAUGAAGAUUAUCCACGAGGAUGGCUUCUCUGGCGAUGACGUGAAGCAGUACAAGCCGGUGGUGUACAGCAACACCAUCCAGUCGCUGGCUGCCAUCGUGCGCGCCAUGGACACCCUGGGCCUGGAGUACGGGGACAAGGACCGCAAGGCGGAUGCCAAGAUGGUGUGUGACGUGGUGAGCCGCAUGGAGGACACGGAGCCCUACUCCCCCGAGCUGCUGCAGGCCAUGAAGAGCCUCUGGGCCGACUCCGGCAUCCAGGAGUGCUUCAGCCGCGCACGCGAGUACCAGCUCAACGACUCGGCCCAGUACUACCUGGACAGUUUAGAUCGGAUCGGUUGCUCUGACUACCAGCCCACAGAGCAGGACAUCCUGCGAACCCGUGUCAAGACCACCGGCAUCGUAGAAACCCACUUCACCUUCAAGAACCUGCACUUCAGGCUGUUUGAUGUGGGAGGCCAGCGGUCGGAGAGGAAGAAGUGGAUCCACUGCUUUGAGGACGUGACGGCCAUCAUAUUCUGUGUGGCCCUCAGCGGCUACGACCAGGUGCUGCAUGAAGACGAGACCACGAACCGCCUGCACGAGUCCUUGAAACUCUUUGACAGCAUCUGCAACAACAAAUGGUUCACCGAGACCUCCAUCAUUCUUUUCCUCAACAAGAAGGACAUAUUCGAGGACAAAAUAAAGAAAUCUCCCCUUAGUAUCUGCUUCCCUGAGUACCAAGGCCCCGACCUGUUUGCGGAGGCGGUGGCCUACAUCCAGACGCAGUACGAGGGCAAGAACAAGUCGACCAACAAGGAGGUGUACGCCCACAUCACCUGCGCCACCGACACCCACAACAUCCAGUUCGUCUUCGACGCCGUCACCGACGUCAUCAUCGCCACCAACCUGAGGGGCUGCGGCCUGUACUGAUCCCCCGUCUGGCAACCCAUAGGACUCUUGCUAUAGCUACACACACACACACACACACACACACACACACACACACACACACACACACACACACACACACACACACACUUAGUUUUGUCCUUCACCUCUGCUGUACUGUCUGCUUCACUUUGUUCCGCUGUCCUGAGUUUGAUGAUACUUGCAAUGCCUUGAGAUCAUACAUACACACACACACACACACACACACACACACAUGGCAAAGAUGUUCACCCGCACGCAUGCACACACACACACAAACAAACAAACACACACACACACACACACACACACACACACACACACACACACACACACACACACACACACACACACACACACACACACACACACAGACACACACACAGACACACACACAGAUACACACACACAAAAACAGACUUAACAAACAAAACAAUGGAUUCUUUUGUUUUCCUCUGAACGACAUUCUGCCAAAAAAUAUUGCAACCGGGGGAUCAUUUUGAAAGGACAAAACAUUUCUUGUUGUUUGUCAGAAAAACAAUCCAAGUGAUGACAGAGCUAAAUAUGGAAGCAGUCAUUUGAUGACAAGAACCUUUUUUUAUUUUAGCUCCAGAGUAGUUUGACAAGAAGCCACAAUUUACCCUCAAUGCCACAGUUGCCAUGGGAAUGAAGCCAAAAUGGAAAAACGAUAUUUCAGCCAAAAUAAUGUGUUAAAAAGUGCCAAAGAAAGACAUCCCACACACUGUGUAUUCAGAAAGACCAAAGCUGACUUCACGCUAGCUGAGUGCCACUGCUAUGUUGCAUGUGUUGUGUCAAAGAUGGCAGCUGCCAGCUAUAGGAUCUGAGUAUGUUGUGUCCGAGUAUACAAAAACUGAGUAUAAAAAUGUAGGAAAAAAAUACAUCCUCUGCGCUCCUGCACUUCAUAAUUUGGUGUGCAAGGGAAAAGGACUAGUAAUUGCAGAGGAAAGAAGGUAGUCAC